Diaporthe batatas is the source of this 1173-nucleotide messenger RNA. RefSeq lists its product as uncharacterized. Lineage: Eukaryota; Fungi; Ascomycota; Sordariomycetes; Diaporthales; Diaporthaceae. The record is from RefSeq and is a predicted model, not a curated record. The transcript has 2 exons. Bases 1 to 1173 code for a protein of 390 amino acids.
AUGGACCCAAGCACAAUCCCUCUUACCUCUGGAAAUCAUGCUCUCUCUGAUCGAGCCGUGGCGCUCAUGGCGAUAUCAUGGCUCUUUACGAGCUUUGCUAUCGUCACCAUGACCUUCCGCCUGUACCUGCGACAGAAGUUCUUCCCGUCCAUCGCCUCGGAUGACUGGCUCAUGCUCCUGGCCCUGGCAUUCCACGUCGUCUUCCAGGUGUUCUUAACCAUGUGUUGUGUGGCCGGCCUCGGGCGCCCGUUGGAGACGAUGGGCAUCCAAGACCUGAUCGACAUGACGAAGUGGGCAUGGUUUACGACACCCGGCAGCAUCCUCGCGAGCACCAUCGCCCGAAUUUCCAUUGCCAUGGUCUUCUACCAAGUCUUCAAUGGUCGGCAGUGGUUCAGGUGGCUUAUGAUAUCGUACACCAGCUUCUUGGUCGUCGUCGGAAUGCUCAACUUCAUCUUCGUGUGGGUUCAGGCCAAGCCUGUGCAGGCGCUCUGGGACUUCCGCGUCCCGGCCACAUACCGCAUGGAGCAGCUCCCGCAAAAGGUUGUCACCUGUAUCUUGACGAUCACCUACACCCUCUCUGAUAUCAUAUACACCGUCUUUCCUAUCAUAUUCAUCUCCAAGCUCAACAUGAACCGGGCAAGGAAACUCCAGCUCUGCCUUCUCAUGGCCGGCUCCAUCAUCACCACCGCCGUUGCCAUCGGCCGGACCACGCUGGUCUUCCUAUCUCUGUUCCAGAAGACAGACGUGAGCGCCGCCAUGGACUCAGACCGAACCUUCAUCUACUUUGGCGUGGGGUCCCUCCUGGCGUCUAUCGAGCAGUGCCUCCUGGUCGUGAUCGGCAGCAUACCCAAGCUCCAGGUAGCCAAGAAGCUCAGCUUCCCCAAGAUCCACUCGUCCCUCAACACACUGCUCAACAAACUCCGCUACGGAAGCACCGCCGCGUCCACGUCGGCCUCCCAGCCGAAACCGACCUGGGACGACUCAAAUCUUGAGCACAAGUCGGGCUCCAAGGGGGCCUACUCCAGCCACCCUGACUUCAUCCCCAUCGUGCAGAACAGUCAUAUCAGCUUCAGCAAGUCUUCGCACGAGAUGCAGGAGCAUGGUAUCCAAGUCACAGAAGGGUAUUCGGUCACAUACAAUCACACGCCGCAACAGCCCAGAUCACCAGUAUGA